This is a messenger RNA of Prorocentrum cordatum, 342 nucleotides long. The record is from the annotation of a GenBank genome assembly. NCBI's taxonomy places the organism in Eukaryota, Dinophyceae, Prorocentrales, Prorocentraceae.
AUGCAGAUGCGUGUGAAGGAGCCCGAGAUCGGUACCUACUUCAACCAGCUGGGCGUGGACCCCGACCAGCUCAGCAAGUUCUUCCGCCUCCUGGACAGCGACAAGUGUGGGACCACCAAUUCCGAGGAGUUCGUUUUCGGCUGUCUUACGCUUCAUAGCGAGGCCAAGAGGACUGACGUUGCAGUGCUGAAGGAGUUCAUGUGGAUGCACGAGGCUCCGGAGAUCUUAAUCAAGCAGCUGAGGCACAGCACGUUCAGCAGUUGUUUCCCGAGCUGCCUCACUCCACCCGCCCGCAUAGAGGUUGAGGGCGGGGGCCGACCCCAAUCUGCCUGGCGCGCCUGA